UGAGAUUUAUCAAAUGUAUUUGAGACGGCCCGCUGACAGCUUCGGUCGCACCGGUGAUGACGUCACCGUGCUCCCGGAAGUGGUCCGUUGUGCUUGUGUCUUCCCCACGUGUGGAGUAGUGCUGGGGCUUCUAGUGCACGCACACGGCCGAGUGGCGGCCUCCUCCCUUCAGUCCCGUUCCAGACAUGGAGCACUUCCAGCUCAGCCUGUCGGGACUGGGUACUAUCGCUCAGAAGAGCGGCGGAGAGCUCAGCCAGUAUCUGUGCAAGCAGCUAUGGACUCCACAGGACAGAGAGUCUCUGCUAAGCAUUUUAGCACAAUUGCUCUUGGACAAGGACUGCACAUUGCUAAUUGGACGCCAGCUUCGACCCUUGCUUUUGGAUCUUUUGGAGAGAAAUGCAGGAUGUAUAAAAGCAGGAAGUCAAGUCAAUCAUGACCUUCAUGAGAGGUUGUGUGUUGCAAUGAGCAAACUGGUUACCAAUCAUCCUGAUGUCCUCCCAUUUGCAUUACAGUAUUUUCAGACAGCUUUACCAGUAUUCCAAAGACUCUUCCUGGAAAGCUGUGAUGCCAGCACAGUCCGCUAUGGCCGGCGACGGAUGAAACUGCGUGACCUUAUGGAAGCGGCUUACAGAUUUCUGCAGCAGGAUAAAUUCUACUUUAUAGAAAUGUGGGACUGGAGCGUCUGUGUGCCUCUGCUAAAAAGCCAUGACUUAGCUGUCCGAUGGUACACUGCCCACUGCCUGGCUUUGGUUACUUCAAUGUCUGAUGACAACAGACAGACCUUUUUGAAGAAAUUAUUUGGUACAGAUGAGUUAAUGCAUUUCAAACUUCAGUUGCUGGAUGAGCUGCACAGUCAGAAUAUUGAACAAGGUCUUUUAGUGACCAACACAGAAAAGUCCUUGUGGUGUAAAAGCAAGAACCAGCAGUACACACAAGGUCAAAUUUUAUCCAGUGAUCUCUGUUCACGAGUUGUGCCUGUUUGUGGAAUAACACUUCCUAAAAUUAAUUUGAACGCAGAACAAGAAAUUCAAAACAGUCCAAUGGUAUUGGUGGAGUCAACUUGCCGCAGUCUUCAAAGUCUUGCUCAGGCAGUUUCCUAUCGGAAGGCUGUGCUUCUGGAGGGACCCAUAGGUUGUGGAAAAACUGCGUUGGUGGAGCAUUUGGCCACUGUGACAGGACGUUUGAAACCACCUGACAUAUUCAAAGUUCAACUUGGAGAUCAGACUGAUAGUAAGAUGUUGCUUGGAAUGUAUCGCUGCACAGACAUCCCAGGAGAGUUUGUGUGGCAGCCAGGAACAUUAACACAAGCUGUUGCUUAUGGGCAUUGGAUUUUGCUUGAGGAUAUCGAUUAUGCACCUUUGGAUGUGAUAUCCGUGUUAAUUCCUAUUUUGGAAAAUGGUGAAUUGGUAGUUCCUGGAAGAGGAGACUGCAUAAAAGUGGCUCCAGGUUUUCAGCUGUUUGCCACCAGGAGGUUACUCAGCUCUAGUACUGGUGUCUGGUACAGACCACCAAAUAGCCAUGCCUUGUUACUUGAUAAAUACUGGACCAAAAUACAAGUGGAUAACAUGAGCAGAAGCGAACUAAAAGAGGUGCUUCAUCAACUUUAUCCCAACUUGGAUCUGGUUACUGAUCGGUUGCUAGACAUAUACAUUCAGCUUACAGGAGAUAAGCAUCAGACAUUGUCAAUCCUUCACUCUGAUAGUUCUUUGGAGUCCGCCUUUCUUCAAGGCCCAAAGGCAGAAGACAAGAAACCAAAUCUUGAAGGUAGAGGAUUGUCACUAAGAGACUUGUUGAAGUGGUGUAACAGAAUUGCCUAUAACUUUGAUGGCUCCUCAUCAAGCACUGCUUUGAAUAUAUUCUAUGAGGCCCUUGACUGCUUCACUGCCAUGCUUUCUAAACCAGCAACCAGACUCAAGAUGGCUGAAAUAAUUGGAAGCAAAUUAAAUAUUUCUAAGCAAAAAGCAGAAUUUUACUGCCAGCUUUAUAAGCCGGAAAUUGUUAUCCGGGAGUUGGAUGUCUCUGUUGGAAGAGUGGAGAUGCUUAGAAAACAAACUGAUACUAUUCGUCUUCAAAAGGAGAAGAUUACAUUUGCUGCCACGCGACCUUCUACAAUAUUGAUUGAACAGAUUGCAGUGUGUGUCAAUAAAGGAGAGCCUGUAUUGUUGGUGGGAGAAACUGGCACUGGCAAAACCUCCACAGUCCAAUAUCUUGCUCAUGUUGCAGGUCAGCGCCUACGUAUUGUGAAUAUGAACCAGCAGAGUGAUACAGCAGAUCUCUUAGGAGGUUACAAGCCCGUAGAUCAUAGACUAAUAUGGCUUCCAAUGCGAGAAGAUUUUGAAGAGCUUUUUACUCAGACAUUCUCUAGAAAGCAAAACAAAACUUUUCUGGGACACAUACAGACAUGCUAUAAGCAAAAGAGAUGGCAAGACCUGCUGAAAUUAAUGCAGCAUAUUGUGAAAAAUGCCAUGACUAAGGUUCAGGGUGCAGAGUCAGAGUACUUGUUGAAGAAAAAAUGGGAAACCUUUUCAUUGCGUCUAAAUCAAGCCCAGCAGCAAAUGAGGAUGACAGAAAAUGCUGUACUAUUUGCAUUUGUCGAGGGCACACUAGCUCAGGCUGUAAAGAAAGGAGAGUGGAUUUUGCUGGAUGAAAUUAAUUUGGCAGCUGCGGAAACUCUAGAGUGUUUGUGUGGUUUACUAGAAGGCUCAUCAGGAUCACUGGUUUUACUGGACAGAGGAGACACAGAUCCCCUGGUACGUCAUCCAGAUUUUCGAUUAUUUGCUUGCAUGAACCCUGCUACCGAUGUGGGAAAGAGAAACCUACCACCUGGAAUAAGAAAUCGGUUCACUGAGCUUUAUGUGGAAGAACUCGAAAAUGAGAAUGAUUUACAGAUACUAAUCACUGAUUAUUUGAAAGGACUCAAUGUAAAUAAGACAGUUGUCCAAGGAAUUAUCAGCUUUUACUUGACCUUACGAAAGAAGGCCAAUAUGGAACUUGUGGACGGCACGGGCCACAGACCUCACUAUAGUUUACGUACUCUAUGCAGAGCUCUAAGAUACUGUGCUUCAAAUCCAUGUAGCAACAUCCAGCGUUCUUUAUAUGAGGGAUUUUGCCUCUCCUUCCUUACUCAGCUUGACAGGGCAUCUCACUCAAUAGUUCAGGGCUUAAUAUGCCGUCAUAUUAUACAGUCUGGCAACAUCAAAGGCCUUCUGAAGCAGCCUCUCCCUGAGCCACAUGGCGGACGCUUUGUUCAGAUCGAAGGCUACUGGAUUCCUGUGGGUGAAAAGAACCCAGCAAUAGAUGAAAGUUACAUCCUAACCCCCUCAGUAAAGCUCAAUCUACGAGAUCUUGUUAGAGUUGUCUCUGCGGGGAAUCAUCCAGUCCUUCUACAAGGAGAAACAUCUGUUGGAAAAACAAGUUUGAUUCGCUGGUUGGCCUGUGCUAGCGGGAAUCAUUGUGUGAGGAUUAACAACCAUGAACAUACAGACAUCCAAGAGUACAUUGGCUGCUAUACCUCUGAUGCUUCCGGAAAACUUGUAUUUCAGGAAGGUGUUCUGAUUGACGCAAUGAGAAAAGGUUACUGGAUCAUAUUGGACGAGCUGAACUUGGCUCCAACAGAUGUGCUCGAAGCUCUCAACAGAUUGCUGGAUGACAACAGAGAACUGUUCAUUACUGAAACUCAAGAAGUGGUUAAAGCACAUCCACGGUUCAUGCUUUUUGCCACACAGAAUCCACCCGGAAUUUAUGGUGGCAGAAAGGUGUUAUCAAGGGCUUUUCGUAAUCGAUUUGUGGAACUGCAUUAUGACGAACUUCCAAGUGCAGACCUGGAAACAAUUUUGCAUAAGCGCUGCAGCCUGCCACCAUCUUAUUGUAAUAAACUAGUUGCUGUUAUGCUAGAGUUACAGUCUCUUAGAAGAGGAUCCUCAGUGUUUGCAGGAAAGCAUGGUUUUAUUACACUUCGUGAUCUCUUCCGCUGGGCUGAGAGGUACCGCCUAUCUCCGCAAACAAAUCAUGAAUAUGACUGGCUUCAGCACUUGGCAAAUGAUGGUUUUAUGCUACUGGCUGGCCGAGUAAGGAAGCCGGAAGAGGAAGAUGUUAUAUUAAAAGUCCUGAAAAAGUGCUUCAGGAAAGAGGUGGUGCCAGAAGCCCUCUUCUCCACAGAAAAUGUCCAAAAGCAAUUAGAAAGACUUUCCAUUAAGGCUGGUGUUACAGAUGAUGAUAAUUUUUCCCAUAUUGUGUGGACCCAGGCAAUGAGUAGACUUGCAGUUCUUGUAGGUCGAGCUUUAGAAUUUGGAGAACCAAUAUUACUUGUUGGUGACACUGGUUGUGGGAAAACCACCAUAUGCCAGCUAUUUGCAGCAUUGUCAGACCAAACCUUGUAUUCUGUGAACUGUCAUCAGCACAUGGAGACUUCAGACUUUUUGGGUGGACUACGACCUGUUAGACAUAGAUCCAAGAGCAAAGAUGACAUGGAAAACACAAAGCUAUUUGAGUGGCAUGAUGGUCCUUUGGUGUUGGCUAUGAGAGAAGACAGCUUUUUCUUGAUGGAUGAAAUCUCUUUAGCAGAUGAUUCUGUUUUAGAGAGGCUGAACAGUGUUCUUGAAGUUGAGAAAACAUUGGUUCUGGCUGAAAAGGGAAGUGAAGACGAUGAUAGUGAUGUUGAGUUCUUAACAGCUGGGCUUAAGUUCCGAAUUCUGGCUACAAUGAACCCUGGUGGUGACUUUGGCAAGAAAGAGCUCUCUCCUGCCCUGCGCAACAGGUUUACGGAGAUUUGGUGCCCACAGAGUAAUAAGCGGCAAGAUCUUUUAGAAGUCAUUAAACACAAUCUAAAUCCUAGAAUAUGUCUCGACUCUAUAGAAGGCAACGAUGGUGGAAUAGCUGAACUGAUCAUGGACUUUAUUGAAUGGUUGAUCAGCCAAGAUUUUGGUCGUCGUUGUAUACUCAGUAUCCGAGACGUACUUUCCUGGGUGAAUUUUAUCAAUGUUACGGCAGAUGAUACAUCAGUUAAAGAAGACAUUGGAACAACUCUUAAUGCUGUUUUGGCUUUUAUACAUGCAGCAUGUCUUGUGUACAUUGAUGGCUUAGGAUCAGGUUCUACGUUUUGCUCUGCUGAGACUGCUGUAUCAGCCCGACAAAAGUGUAUGCACUUUUUGCAAGAAAAGCUUACUACUGUCAUGGAGAUUACCGAAGAUGUGUUGUCAGAGCUUCACAUGUAUGAGUCCAAGGAACGUAAGAUUAGUUGGUUGGGGGACUCUUUUGGAAUCCAUCCUUUUUAUAUCCCUCGAGGUCCUAUUUUUGAAGGAGAAGAUUUGAGUAAUUAUGCACUUAAUUCACAAACUACUUCAAUGAAUGCGCAGAGACUAUUGCGAGCCCUGCAGCUGCAGAAGCCCAUUCUGUUGGAGGGGUCACCAGGUGUUGGCAAGACUAGUCUUGUAUCUGCGUUGGCCAAAGUAUCUGGGAACCAACUUGUGCGAAUUAACCUUUCUGAACAAACGGAUGUGACCGAUUUGUUUGGCACUGACUUACCAAUUGAAGGGGGCAAAGGUGGUGAGUUUGCUUGGCGAGAUGGCCCUUUUCUGUCAGCCUUAAAAGCUGGACACUGGAUUUUAUUAGAUGAACUCAAUCUUGCCUCUCAGUCGGUACUGGAAGGAUUGAAUGCUUGCUUUGACCAUCGGUCUGAGGUAUACAUACCAGAACUAGGCAUGACAUUUCAAGUACAACAAGAGAAGACAAAGAUCUUUGGUUGUCAGAACCCCUUCCGGCAAGGUGGUGGUCGAAAAGGACUCCCACGAUCUUUUCUUAACAGGUUUACACAGGUGUUUGUGGAUCAACUUUCACCAUGUGAUAUGGAAUUUAUAGCCAAUGCACUAUUUCCCACCUUGGGUGAAGCUAUUGUUUCUAAAAUGGUUUCUUUCAACAACCAGGUUGACCUGGAAGUAAUGACUCAGAGAAAAUGGGGUCAAAAAGGAGGACCAUGGGAGUUUAACUUGAGAGAUCUGUUCCGUUGGUGUCAACUUAUGCUGCAUGAUCAGUCACCGGGAAACUAUAAUCCUUCUCAGCACGUGUUUCUGGUCUACGGAGAUAGAAUGAGAACAAAAGAAGACAAACAAAUGGUAAUUUCUGUGUUCAAGAGCGUGUUUGGACAGGAUCAUGUUCCUUACGUGGGUACUCGACAGUUUUACAUCACACCUCCGGUUGUGCAGGUUGGCUAUUCGUUUCUUGCACGUUGCCCGGAGAGUCCCUCUACUCCACAUAGAAGUCUGUCUCUUCUUCACCAUUCUCUACAAUCACUUGAAGCAGUUAUGAAAUGCGUAGAGAUGAACUGGAUGGUUAUCCUUGUGGGCUCUGCAGCUGUGGGAAAAACUAGCCUCAUUCAGCUUCUGGCUCUCCUGACAGGCAACAAGCUGAAAGUUAUGGCCAUGAACAGUGCUAUGGACACUACGGAGCUCCUUGGUGGAUAUGAGCAGGCGGAUAUUAACAGACCAUGGCAGCGGCUCCUAGAGAAGGUAGGAAAUGCCGUCACAACCCUUGUAAGAGACAGUCUCCUUGCUACAGACAUCACUCCAGAUGAGGCGGAAAAUUUAUUACGAUCCUGGAGCCAUCUGAACCUCAGUCAUAAGCCCAAGUCAGUGGCAGAAGGAGGCAGGGGCAUUACUACAGAACUACUUAACAAACUUGAGUCUGUACUUCUGCAAAUCCAGAGACUGAAUGGAAAACUCAACUCCUUUUCAAAAGCAGAGUUUGCUGCAAUUUUGGACCAUUUACACCACUUUAAGGACGAGCUUCUCAAUUCAGUAGAGGGGCAGAGUACUGGGACCUUUGAAUGGGUGGAUGGAAUGUUGGUUCAAGCUCUGCAGUCUGGCGACUGGUUACUUAUGGAUAAUGUCAACUUUUGCAGCUCCUCUGUACUAGAUCGCCUUAAUGCAUUACUGGAGCCUGGAGGUGUUCUCACUGUAAGUGAGAGAGGAGUUAUUGAUGGAACCAUUCCGACUAUAACACCACACCCAAACUUUAGGCUGUUUUUGUCAAUGGAUCCUUCCCAUGGGGAAAUAUCCAGAGCUAUGAGGAAUCGGGGCAUUGAGGUUUAUAUGUCUGGAGAUGGUGAUGGAGUCAUGUUCGAUUCUUUUGACAUCAAAUAUGUAUUAAAUGGUUUUGGUAUUAUUGGAGACCACAUAUGCAAUGCUUUGAUAGCAGUGCAUGCUGACAUUAAGGAAUCUGUCAUUGGUUCUCCUUGCAGCUCUCUGUCGUACCUGCUCCAUGCUGCUGCUCUGCUUUCCCAACAGCUGCAAAGAGGCCUUAGUCUGGAACAGGCUUUCCAAAGAGCCUGUAGUGAAGUGUUCAUUUACUCACAGCACUCUCUCUUAGCCCAAAAGCAAGUGCACGAAAUUAUUACAAGACAUGUUUGUAGUCUCACACCUUCAGACAAUGGAUCUUUGCUGUCCAUUGGUCUGUGGCCCGACAAAGUGCCUUCUGCUCUUUUUUCUGCUGAAGAUUCUCUCUUGUCUACUAUUUCGCGGGAUGGACAAGUCCUCCUUUAUGUUUUGAACCGACACAGUUUACAAAGCAACAGGACUUUUCCUCUUGCUUUGCAAGAUCUUGAAAAGAUAGGACAGUCCAAUCCCACAGACAGUCUUAACUUCAGCGCUGUAGAGUUGGAAGCUCAGUGGAUGGAUGAAUCUAUAGUUAUUCAGCAGUCUGUCCAACUCAUCUUGGAGAAAUCAACAUCAGCAGACUGGAUGCUAAGGAUGCGAUGGCUGUGCCACUUGGCAAAAAAGCUACCAGCUGAAAUGGAUCAGAUCCAUACAGAAAUAGAUGCUGGAGGACAUGCUUUGAGCAGAUUUUACUCUAGUCCACUCCCUAAAGAAAUGAAUAGCGUGAUAAAACUCAUCCAGACUUUUAUUUUAGAUGAGAAUUGUAUACCACUUGAUCUCCGUUGGAAUAUGCAGUUAUUGGACGUUGUAAAACAUUCCCUUAGCCUCGACACAGGCAUGGAAUCUGAUAAGGAGCUAUUUCGCAUGCUUGACAAUGUUAUAAACAGGGGAUUGGUUCUUCUCAACCGGCAAAGACAGUCAUAUAUUGAGACUACCUCAUCCAAAAACCUGAAGAGAUCAAGUGCUUUGAAAAUUGCUGUAGAUUUUCACCAAGAUCCUGCUGUUCACCAUGAUCUUCCUCACCCAGUGGUUGCCCAUCUUGUUGCUUUCUUUGACCUAUGGGACAUUCUUGUGUUUGAGUACCUUCAGUCCAACCACACGCCACUAUCAAAUGAAGCUACAAGUGAGUUGUUAUGUUGCCUCAGGUGGCGUGAUCGGUUCAGGGUGCUGUCUGAGACCGUUGGAUUAGAGACAGCUGAUUUGGCCUUGCUAAACUUUCAUUGGCACUGGGUGGAAAAAUACUCCUUAAAACCGAUUACACAGCUGUUCUUUGGACAUGAGCAUCACAGGCUGUCUCAGGAAGUUCAGUCUGUCUCUGUGAGUAUUCAAGAAUGUCUCUCAUCCACACAGAUGCCUGCCAGCGUAAAGCUGCUUCAAAAAAUCCUUGGCAGACCUCUGCCUUUCAAGGAGGAGUCUGUGGUACAGUGUAUGGAAAAACUGAAAGCUCUCAGCGCCUCCCUUAAUGUAGCAGAUCUGAGACCAGCUAAGGGAGAGAGCAACUGGAUGCAUGAUGUCUGCAGAUUAAAAGCAGCUUGCUCUGACUGGGAAACCAAACUCAAAUUACUUCAAAAAUGGACAUCUAUCCUUCGUGCAAAUCAUCAAGAUAAUGUGGACACUGAGGAGCUCUGUGUGUCAGUGGAAUUACUGAGUUCACGUAUGAAGAAACUGAAAAUUCCUUUAACUGAUGAAAAAAGUACUGAAGAGCGAUUGUGUACUGAAAUGAACCAGGAAGAUUUAGCACAGGUUUCAAGUAAAGUUCAGAUAUGGCCUGGCAUGGAUUAUCUCAUGCUUCUGUGGCAGUACAAACUGACGACUGACUUGCUGUCACAUUCUUAUUAUGUAAGAAAGAACAUGCAGUCGGACUUGAAUCAGCUGGUGUCAUUUUGUUUGAAACAAACCUCAAUACCUUCCCAGCAUCUUCGAGCUUUCAACUUUCUAAUUCAGCGUUCUGAGAUUAGUUCCGGGGAUGUUGCAUUGCUAUGGUCAGAGCUUAUAUGCAGCGUAUUUUCAUCUUUCUGGAAUAGUACUGUGAGCACUGAUCCAGAUUACUGGUCAUCCUGGAAACCAGUUCCACCUCCAGGUGAAAGUACCACUCAUGUUCUUCUGGAACCUUCUGUGAAGGGUCCUGCCAUGUUAAGUAGAGCUGUGUUCUCCAAAUGCUUCUGUGAAGUUCUUAUGAACAGCAGCAAACCACUACCAUGGGAUUUGAGCGGGCAUCUGACCUCCCAUGUUAGCCUGGCUGAGGGGACUGAGAAAACACACCAACUACAAGUGAUCAGCUCAACACUCUGGACAAAUAUGGCAGUUUCUUCUUUGGCCAACUUUAGGAGCACAGAUUCUAGACUGCAAGGUCUUUUGUUAUAUCACCACUUUGUCGCAUUGAAGGACCUUGUACCCUCCACUGUCCAAGAAGAAUUUUUACAGUAUUGUGACCAUCUUCCCUCAAAAGAUCUCUCUGCAUAUCAUUACAUCCAGGAUAUUCUGGGAGACUGGUCCAGCCAGGAUAAGUUGCCUGGGGACAUUAUUAAACUCUUGUUGACAUGCUUGCAGCAGUUUUAUGCCGAUGUUGAUGAUUCCGUUCGAGCUGCUGAGGCAGCCCAUCGAGGAUCCCUGUGGAUUAACUUGGGCUUACUGCAGUUUCACCUGUGGCUACCACAAACUACAUUUGACCCAGCAAUUAAGAGGAAAUACAAAUUGCAAUAUGCUGAAGAAGAGCUACAUCAGCUAGAGUGUGAAUUUAAAACAAAGAAUUUGUCCAGCACUCUACUGACUGGAAAAGAAAUCAAAGAUGAAAGUUUAAAGAAGCACAUUCAUCCACAUAUCAGUGUUCUUCUACAGAGAAUUCAAAAAUUGAAAGCAGUGAUCAAUAAUCUUUCCAAAAAGCAGGCUUAUCGCCCAAGUUGCCCCAGCUAUGACACAUUGUACCAAGAUGUCCACAACUACCUCAAUAGCAUUGGCAAAAUGUCUUCUAUUCAGGACUUUGCUUCACGACUUCAAAAAAUACUAAGCGGAAAGGGAACAAAGUCACGACAAAGUCUUAACAACCUGUUAUCUGAGGAAGCAGCAUGGCAGCGCUCACAACACCAAUUUAGAAAGCGCCUUGCAGAAGACUAUUCUUUUUAUCCAGACAUGGUAACUCCCCUUCAGGCUGCUAUAUUGCAAGUUCAGCAUGGUAUAAGGAUAAUGGCUUCAGAAAUCUUUACCACAAUGAACAGCACCCUCAUUUCCCCACCGAAGAUCACAAUUCUACUUACCUGUCUUCUUGGUUUCCCUUCCGUAUGCGAUACCUUUCCAACACACUUCUCGCGCGCGGACAGUUUGUGUUCCGUUAGUUCCCUUGAUAUUCUAAAAAGCCUUAAAAAACUGUCUCAGAAAUAUCCAUCCAAAGACCAGUCUACCCAAGGAAAUGAUUUAAGUACUUGCCUCACUAAAGAGCAGCUACUAGUGAAUGGGCUGCUUUACCUGCUUUCCCAUGUUCUUUGCCAAGGAGAAAUGGAUGAGGAAUCCCUGAACCUAUUCAGGCACAUCAACCAGGCCAUUAUCAAUGAGUGGGAUGAGCAGGAGCAGAGAGCUAGAGACCGCGAGCAGGAAGAGAACAGCCUGUUUAAAUACAAGACUAAGAGUCUUGGCUCUGGACUCACAGAAGAUCAAGAAGAUGACAAUGAAUUCCACCUACACUUUCCCACUUAUGAACAGGAUUUUGCAGAUAUAACGGCACAGCCCAGUCUAGAUGAACGUAUGGAGACAGGGACCAGUGAUGGUGAAGCAGAGGCAGAUGAUAUACUAGUUUCUGAGAGUUCAGCACAGACUUUAAUGCUUACCCACCAGCAGUUAUGUUUGAGUACUGCCAGAUCUCUGUGGUAUCACCAGAACUCAGAGCAGCAUUAUGCCAAACAUUACAUCAGUUUGUUCCUGUCAUGUUAUCGGACAAGUGCUGUCCUUAUUGAAAAUCUGUAUCCCCUAAUUGGCUCUGAAGUGAAUGAUCAUCUUUUGGGAAGCCAUUUGCUGGCCAGUACUCUUCUUCAGAACACAAUGUCUGGAAACACUUCAUCAGAUAUUAUAUUGCAGCAAGAUGGGCCCUAUGAUUUCUAUCAGCAUCCUAAUAUCCAGCAGGUCAGGCAGUGCCACCAUGUGCUUAAUCGCUUCGUCAUGGAGAUAAAAAGGCUGCUGGAAGAAUGGCCAGAACAUCCUGCUUUGAUUCAGCUGGUGGUUAUAAUUGAUCGAAUUCAAGGAUUUUCAUUAUCCAGCCCCCUUUCUAAGUUCUUAAAUGGUUUGGAGUUUCUUCUAGCAAAGUCUCAGGACUGGGAAGGAAAUGCUAGCAGCAGUCUGUCUUUGCGUAAAAACCUUGAUGAAGUUACACAGAUUAUUAUCCAAUGGCGUAAACUUGAACUGAACUGCUGGUCUUUAAGUCUCGACAAUGCUGCAAAUCGACAUUGUAAAAAAUCCAACAAGCACUGGUUCUCUAUUUACCAGAUGAUUGAAAAGUACUUGGAAUCAGACAAGAAACCAGAUAAAAACAGCGAGGAGUCAACAUUACAGUCUAUUACAAAGACACUUCAAGCAUUCAUUGAAAGUUCUACACUGGGAGAAUUUCACUCACGUCUUCAGAUGCUGUUGGUUUUCCACUGUCAUGUGCUGCUUGUGAUAGAGGCAGAAAAGAAUGGUAUGAAUCUCUACCAUUACUAUAAACAAUUUUUGCCAUCUAUCCAAGCAAGGAUUACUGAAUUACGUAAUCCAGUGGAAAAAGAGCUAAAGGACUUUGUGAAAAUAUCCAAGUGGAACGAUGUCAGCUUCUGGUCUGUGAAGCAGUCUGUGGAAAAGACGCAUCGAACACUCUUUAAAUUUACAAAGAAGUUUGAAGCAGCUCUGUGUGAACCAUCUUGUCCUGCACUAAUUGAAAGUGUUCAAGAGCAACAAAUGGAUUUCAAUGACAGCUCCGCAGGUUUAAAGAUCAAAGGAAGCUCUGUACUACAACCACGGUUAAUUUCCAUUCUGAAGGCUACUUUAACUGGAGCAAGCAGUGCACCUCUAAACUGUGGAGAGAACAUUUAUUCGUCAGAGUCUCUUCAGCAUCGCCUGCCUAAAUUAACAAAGAAGAUGGGGAAACUGUGCACUACAUUUAUAAAGAAGAGCCAAAUGCCAGCAUUAUUUGAAAACCUCAAUGAAUUUACAGAAGGUAUCGCUGAGUCUGUAAAAGAGCUUCAGAAUCUUACUGUAAACCAAACAGCUGAGAAGGAGAAGCAGAAGUCAGAAGCCAAGAACAUCCUAUUGCAGAAGCAGAGGGCACUCUCUGAACUUUUCAAAAUGCUCGCCAAAAGUGGCUUGUCAUACCGAAAAGGGCUUACUUGGAUACGCACUAAGAACAAUCAGGAUAUACUUUGCCUGCAGCCAUUGGAUGUGAACAAUGCUUUGACGAUCUCAAACAACACAGUGGAGACCAAUGCUGAGUUACUAGGUGAAAUCACAGCAACUUGGGAUGGAUGUCAAAAAUAUUUUUACAGAUCUCUGGCACGUAUCUCAAGAUUAGAAACUGCACUUGUGUCUCCUGCAAAGGAAUUAGGAUUGGGGAACAUUGAGCGAUCCAAGGGUUUUUCUGGUCACCUGCUAAAGGUUCUAGUGAAGCAGAGAAGCUCUCUCACAGAUAUUACUGAGCAGUGGAUUAUGUUCAGAAAAUUGUUACGCAGCAUUCAGGAGAUCCAUUUACGCUUAGAUGCAUCUAAUGAUUACAAGAUUGCUUUCCCACCUCAGGAUGGGGUGCAACAAUGGUUUGACAGACUUCAGCAACUUAUUACACAAUGCAGCGUUGUACUGAAGGAGCUGUCAUGGUUUCUAGAGUGUUGCCCCAUAAAAGCCAGUGAUAGUGAAGAUGGUAUUUCUAAGGCAACAGAAUUGAACACUCCAUCUCCUGCUACUGUUGAGUGGCUGCCAAAGCUGUGCACUAUGCGCAAAUCGGACAAUGACUGGCAGCAGCUGAAUGAUUCAGUGACGAAAAUGUUAAGAGAAAUAAGAACCUCAAAGACAGCUGUGGAUAAAAUCCGACCGCCGCCUGGCGAGACUCCUUUUUAUUCUUGGACAAACUUUGAAGCUUGUUCAGGAGCAUUGGACAUCAUGCAAGAGAUCUCUGUUGACUUAAGGGAUGUUGAGUUGCUGUUUCUUCUGCCUGAGACAGAAGUGAAGGAGGCUGCACAGCACAUGAGCUUUCUGAAGAGCAUCCACUACCUCAGAGAAGAGAUCCGUAUCGCAGGAAGGGAGUUCUCCUUGUGGAAAUCCCGUUUGCAGGCAAUUGGAAGAGCUAAGAGAAGCCAAGAGUCUGAUGAAAAAUACGUCCAAGGUUUUUCCGACCAAGUGGAAGUAACCAUCAAAAAAAUUCUACAUGCAAUUCAGAACCUUAGGGAGAAAACUAUUGGGAAGGAAGAGCAAGGAACUGUAAAAAAAGAGGAUGAAGAGAACCCAAUGAACAGCCUGCAAGAAGGCCUUAUUACAAGACUGCUGACUGAAGACCUCUCCCGUGAUUUGAAAGCUUUGGAUGUACAGGCUAUAAUCUCUGCGGUCACAGAGCUUCUUGAGAGGCUUAAAGCCUAUGGUGAAGACUGCGUCAAGGACAAGCAUUUGUUUUUUAACCAAUGCUGUGGCUUGCUUGUCAGACUCUCUCCGAUGCUGUCUGCCUAUUCUGACCUGCUCCUGUUUUACCUUGCCGUGUCCUUGGCAACACACAGGGAAACAGGAAAACUGCUUUCUGUUUUGACCCAGAUAUUUGCAGAACUUGCCCAAAAGGGAUUCUGUCUGCCCAAAGAUUUGAUUGAAGAUGCAGCCGGUGAGGGAGCAACUGAGUUCCAUGAUUAUGAGGGAGGUGGAAUAGGAGAAGGAGAAGGCAUGAAAGACGUGAGCGAUAAAAUUGAAAAUGAAGAUCAGGUUGAAGACACCUUGCAAAAAGGCCAGGAGAAAGUGGAGGAGGAUCCAGAUUCCAAGCCAGAUAUAAAAGAGGAAGAUAAUGCCAUUGAGAUGUCUGAGGAUUUUGAUGGGAAAAUGCACGAGGGGGACAAAGAAAAGCAAGAGGAGGAUGAGCAAUCUGACAAUGAGGAAGAAGACCUGGAUAAACAAAUGGGAGCGCUUGGUGAUGCGGAAGCAGACAAGCUUGAUGAAAGACUUUGGGGAGAUGAAGAUGAAGAGGAUGACGAUGAUGAUGAGGAGGAUAAAACAGAAGAACAAGGACAGGGAAUGGACACGGGAGAGUCUGAUCUGGUUGCUAAGGAUGACAACCAGGAUGCUGGAAAUUCAGAUAAAGAUAAGAAGCAGAACAUGAAGGAUGAAGCAAAAGACCAGCAGGCUGAUGAUGGCCAAAAGGACAAAAUUCAUGAACAAAUUGAUGAGCGUGAAUAUGAUGAUAAUGAGGUGGAUCCUUACCAUGGUAAGCAAGAUACUCAGCAAGAACCAGAAUCUCUGGACCUUCCUGAUGACCUGAAUUUGGAAAAUGAUGAGGGUAAAGGCAGCGGAGAUGAAAAAGAUGAAGAGAACGGUGAAGAAGGAAAUCCUUUUGAUAUUGAUAAAAAUCCAAUGGAAGUAAAUGAAGAAAGUAAGGAACAGGAUGGUGGUGCUGAAGAGAAUUCUGAAAAAGAGGUUCCAGAAUCUGAAGAAACAGAGCAAGCAACUGAUCAGGACAAGAAUGAGGAGGAGUUGCAAGGAGAGGGUCCACAAGAAGCAGAGGAGGAAAAUGGCCAGGACCAAGGAGAGAAAAUACCAGAUGCUGCAAAAGAAGAGACCAGUGAAAAUGAAAAACGUGAAAAUGAAAUAUCAGAUGAGCAAGGACCCUUGCCUCAGAAUGAAGAAAAGUCUGAGAAUGAUGAGUUGCAGGACUCCAAUGAAAGAAUGGAGCAUGAAACAUAUGGCAAGACUGCAGAGGACAACCUGCAAAGCGAGGAUGCUGCUGAACUGGCUGGUGCUGCUUCAGAGAAGGAUGAAGCCAAAGAGGAACAUGGAACUGGAUCUGCUGAUGCAAGUCAGUCUGAGGGGCAUGAGUCCAAACUAAUGGCCCGUCUGGCUUCUCAAAAAGAAAGUGUGCGCAAUACACAGAGCUUCAAACGUAAGCCGGGCCAGGCAGAUGACGAUCGCACUUUAGGGGAUCACAAUGAACAGGUUCAUAAGCGGUUGCGGACUAUGGAUUCCAUCACUGAAAUGGGAAAUGACGACACACAAGGACAAGAGCACAAAGAAGAAGCUGAUGCUUAUGAGCACAUCAAACAUGGAACAGAGUCCUAUGAUGCACAGACAUAUGAUACAGCCAGCAAAGAGCAAGAGAAAACGCAGCCACAUAAUAAGGAACCAGAUGACAGCGCUGUGCAGGAUGUGGAAAUGGAGUCGCAUGAAGAUGAAAAUUUGGAAGCUGUUACUGUGGAGCGACUAAAGCCUGAAGAACAGAGUUCCAGUGACUCAAAAACACUAGGACCUAAGGAAACUGAUGUCGAAUUGCAAGGAAUAACAAUGGAAGAUGAUGUACACAGAAAAGAUGUGGAACUUCCAAGUGUGGAUAAGGAAAAACGUGAGAGAAGCACAGAGUCUACCAUUCAUACUGUCUGGGAGUUUUUGAAAGAAGGCUCUGCACUGAUGCCUGAAAAUCCUGAAGAACUCAGAAGAGAGCUUGAAAAGCAGCUGGAGGAGUGGCAGACACAUCCUAUUGGGAAUGCAGAGGAGGAGAAGGCAGCAGCUGAAAUGUGGCAGAGAUAUCUCCUCCUGACUGGUUCUCUGUCUCAGCAGUUGUGUGAACAACUGAGGCUCAUAUUGGAACCAACACAGGCAGCCAAGCUGAAAGGUGAUUAUCGGACAGGAAAGAGGCUGAAUAUGCGGAAGGUAAUUCCAUACAUUGCCAGUCAAUUUAGAAAAGACAAAAUUUGGCUGAGGAGAACAAAACCCAGCAAGCGCCAGUACCAGAUCUGUCUAGCUAUUGAUGAUUCUGCCAGUAUGGUUGAUAACCAUUCUAAACAGCUUGCUUAUGAAGCAUUGGCUGUAAUUGGAAAUGCAUUGACUCUGCUUGAAGUGGGACAAAUUGCUGUGUACAGCUUUGGAGAGAAGGUCAACGUUUUACAUCCUUUCCAUGAACAAUUUAGUGAGCAGUCUGGAUCCAGGAUCCUCAGUCACUGCAAGUUCCAACAGAAGAAGACUUUGCUUGCUCAGUUUUUGGAAUCUUCAGUCCCCAUGUUUGCAGCUGCACAACAGUUCUCUCAGAGCACUAAUCCAGAAACUGCCCAGCUCCUCAUAAUUGUGUCAGAUGGAAGAGGAAUAUUUGUGGAAGGGAAGGACCGUGUCACAAAUGCCGUACAAGCAGCCCGCAAUGAGAACAUCUUUAUUAUAUUUAUAAUCUUGGAUAACCCAAUGUCUAAGGAUUCCAUCCUGGAUAUAAAAGUCCCGAUAUUUACAAACCCGAAGGAAAUGCCAAAAAUGAUAUCUUACAUGGAACAGUUUCCCUUUCCAUUCUACAUCAUUCUUCGAGAUGUGAACGCCCUUCCUGAAACCCUUAGCGAUGCCCUCAGGCAGUGGUUUGAAUUGGUGACUACCUCAGAGCAUCUGUAAUCUAUGUCUGUGCUUUACACCACUCGUAUGGAUAAGAUACCAGAAGAGGCACAAGAACCCCAUACAAAGUGACAUCCUGCAGCUCCAGUGUGAUUUCCUGUGUCCUGCAGCUCAGGUCAAGUCAUUUCAGCAUUGCAACAAGCUCUGCCCUCAUUCAUGACAAAACGUACCUCUUGAUUUAGAAAAUCACAUACCUCCAGCAAGUUAAGGGAUCCAGUCAGCUUUCCCUCUCUGUACGUUAUGGAAACACUGUAGCAUACAUCCUUCCCACUGCUACAUGUGGUAAAGACUGUAAAGUAAUAUAAUAUGUAGAGUCAUAGACCAUGUUUGUAUCUCUUCCCCAUUCUAAAAACAAAAGUCAAUGUUUUAUUCUUAAAGUUUUUUUUCUGGGGUUUGUUUUUUUUUUUUUUUAGUAAGCCAAAGUUCACUUAAACAUUUGAUCAGAGAUCUGAAAUAUUUCUCGUUUAGUUGUGGCCUAAAUUGUCUAUCCAUCCUCUGUGAAAUGUAUUGUUGUAAAUGGCAACAUUAUACUGUGAAGUCUGCACAUUUUAUAUAAUAUUAGGGCGUACAGGUUCGACAAAUCUACAAUACUGUUUUUCUAUCCUAAUAGCUAUGCAGCCUAAUAAAGAUCAUUCUUUAUAAUUUGA
Messenger RNA from Nanorana parkeri, 17359 nucleotides. RefSeq names its product midasin AAA ATPase 1 (gene MDN1). Gene Ontology annotation, molecular function: ATP binding; ATP hydrolysis activity. The coding region runs from base 186 to 16712 and encodes 5508 amino acids. Lineage: Eukaryota; Metazoa; Chordata; Amphibia; Anura; Dicroglossidae. Gene Ontology annotation, biological process: ribosomal large subunit assembly; rRNA processing. Gene Ontology annotation, cellular component: nucleus; preribosome, large subunit precursor. The record is from RefSeq and is a predicted model, not a curated record. The transcript is spliced from 102 exons.